This is a messenger RNA of Linum trigynum, 1079 nucleotides long. NCBI's taxonomy places the organism in Eukaryota, Viridiplantae, Streptophyta, Magnoliopsida, Malpighiales, Linaceae. The record is from the annotation of a GenBank genome assembly.
AGACAAAAUACAUAUGCAUGCGUAUAAUCUGGCGGGUUCGGAUUAGAUAGUUAGAAACCUAUGUCCACUCAUUGCCCACAGUAUUCGGGUUGGAGUUUUAUUCUACCCUAUUAGCGGAUUAGGCCGAAUUCAAGUAUAUCCCUGAAUCUGAAGCUUUUAAGUCGCCCAAUUCUAACAUUUAUGCCCGCCGCCCAACGAAUUCCCUAAGGCGCCAAACUUCUCCAAUUCCCGCCUUUUUGGGUCCCUGAGCAACACAUUCGCUUGCUUUUCCCCAACCUCACCACGGAAAUUACUCCAACUGCGUGCCCCAGCAAGGGAAACUAAUCCUUCAUAUCUCCUUGACUGCAACGAAGAGAGGGGCAAGCCGAUGAUGACGAUGAGGGGGAAAGACGAGAAGCGGUUCUGGCUUUUGAAGACGGAGGCAGCGGAGUGGUCGUGGGAGGACCAGGCAGCCAACGGCGGAUUAAGCAACUGGGACGGAGUGAAGAACAAGCAAGCCCAGAAGAACCUCAAGUCUAUGAGAAUUGGCGACCUCUGUUUCUUCUACCACUCCGGUGCCCGCGCCCGUCGGGUGGUCGGCGUCGUUACGGUGGCCAAAGAGUGGCACGAAGCGACUGGAGCGGUGGACGUGAUGGCCGUGGGGGAGAUGAGGAGGCCGGUGGACCUGAAAGAGAUGAAAGCCGAUGGUGGGUUGCAGGGUUUCGUGCUGUUCAGGCAGCCCAGGCUGUCGGUCGUGGCGGUGCCGGUGGAGGUUUGGGAGAGAGUUUGUGAACUCGGCGGUGGCUUCCAAGGAGAUGGCAAGGCCGCGGGCGGUGGCGAGGAGGAUUGAACGCUACCGGCUUCGGAGGCAAAUUGGAAGCCGUCUGCGUAUAUAUAUAUAUAUUAGUAGAUGCACCGCCUAGCUAGCUGCAACAUUUUCCCAAAAUCUUAAUCGAUGGAUGAUAAUUAGUUUUCUAAGGUCAUGGAUUAUGCUUUGGUUUCACUCUUCAUUAUUGUGCCGCCAUGGCAUGGGUAUCCCUACACUACGUCGUUUUCGCGGAAAGCAACAACCUUGCUCAAAGUAAACUAUGAUAAUAAAU